AUGGCUGUUAUAAUAGAUUCAAUAAGGAACAUAAAUAAUUAUUUAAAUAAAUAUCAAGAUCCCAGAACGGCAAAUUUUCCUUUGAUGACUAGUCCGUUCUACACAUUAGGGAUAUGUCUCACUUAUGUUUACGUUGUUAAGGUAUUAGGACCAAAGUUAAUGGAAAAUAGAAAACCUUUGCAGUUAAAAUGGGUUUUAGUACUAUAUAAUUUUAUACAAGUUAUAUUCAGUAUGUGGAUUUGGUAUGAGGUAGGAAUGGGAGGAUGGUUUACAGGUGAAUAUAGUUUAAGGUGUCAACCAGUAGACUAUUCAAAUAAACCAAGCACGAUACGGAUGGUUAACGCGUCGUGGUGGUACUUUUUCUCUAAAUUUACGGAGUUCAUGGAUACCGUAUUUUUUGUUCUACGAAAGAAAAAUGAUCAUAUAAGUACUCUUCACGUUAUUCAUCAUGGUUUAAUGCCCAUGUCUGUUUGGUUUGGCGUUAAAUAUACACCAGGUGGCCACAGUACAUUUUUUGGUUUCUUAAACAGUUUCGUUCACAUCAUCAUGUACUUCUACUAUAUGUUAAGUGCUAUGGGUCCUCAGGUGCACAAAUAUUUGUGGUGGAAAAAGUAUCUUACUACUCUACAGAUGGCACAAUUUGUGGCUAUCAUGGUCCACGCUUUCCAACUGCUAUUCAUCGACUGCAACUACCCCCGUGCCUUCGUAUGGUGGAUCGGAAUGCACGCUGUGAUGUUCUUCUUCCUCUUCAAAGAAUUCUAUAAUCAGACUUACAGUAAGAGGAAGGCAGCACCUAAGCUAAAAGUGGAAGGGCAGCAAGAACCAAUUCAAAAUGGUUUUGUUAAAAGUAAUCACAUCCAAAAUGGAGACAUUCGGAAGAACGGAGAAUAUAAAAACGGAGAGGUUUAUCAAAAUGGCGCCGCCAAAGCCACAAACGUGAACGAUUACUACGUGAACGGGUCGACGACGGAUGUACAUCACAGGAUAAAGUCCAAGUGAUUUUUGUUAUUUCUUAGUACAUGAUUCCAGUCAUAAUAGUUAAGAGACUACUUAAUUUAAAGUGAUAAUAGAGGAGAUGGUCGAUAACCAUAUAUAGUUUUUAUCUGAAGAAACAAGGAUUAUACAAAAUUUUGAUGAAGGAUUUUGGUUCAAUGAUUAACUGUAUUUGUGCGCAGAAGAUCGAGGAGUCAAAUACGAUUUUUCUUCAUUCUAAUCUCAUAAAUGUUACGUUGUUAAUUAGUACCAACAUCCUUUAAAUUGAAUAAAUACGUUUUGCGUCACUUGGAAGAAAGUUAAACUUUUAUGGCAUCAUACGAUUACAAAAUUUUUUUAUGUUAUUGCAAUUUUUCUAUUUUUUUUCAAAUUCGGUAAUAUUGCAUUUUCAAAUAUUGGA
Messenger RNA from Anoplophora glabripennis (Asian longhorned beetle), 1393 nucleotides. Its product is annotated as elongation of very long chain fatty acids protein AAEL008004. The record is from RefSeq and is a predicted model, not a curated record. Lineage: Eukaryota; Metazoa; Arthropoda; Insecta; Coleoptera; Cerambycidae. Gene Ontology annotation, biological process: fatty acid elongation, polyunsaturated fatty acid; very long-chain fatty acid biosynthetic process; fatty acid elongation, monounsaturated fatty acid. Gene Ontology annotation, cellular component: endoplasmic reticulum membrane. Bases 1 to 999 code for a protein of 332 amino acids. Gene Ontology annotation, molecular function: fatty acid elongase activity. The transcript is spliced from 8 exons.